Molecule: messenger RNA, 2511 nt
Organism: Magnolia sinica
Lineage: Eukaryota; Viridiplantae; Streptophyta; Magnoliopsida; Magnoliales; Magnoliaceae
Product: magnesium transporter MRS2-A, chloroplastic
Exons: 13
Coding region: 1376-2335 (319 amino acids)
Biological process (GO): magnesium ion transport; transmembrane transport
Cellular component (GO): membrane
Molecular function (GO): magnesium ion transmembrane transporter activity
Source: RefSeq, a predicted model, not a curated record
UUCAACAACAGCAUACGUCUGUCUUCCGUAGUCCACAUGAGCAUGGGGAACGUGCUCCAUCUUCGUCAUUGUCUUUGACCACCAUUGCCGAAUCAAGCUCCUCAUCUUCUUUGUCCCUUUGAACUUCUUCUUCCUCUUCCAAUACCGAGACUAUGAUCUUCGCGCUAUCAAUUUUUAGGGUAAUCUCCCGUGGGAAACGAUCUAACUUCUUCUUCCUUAUCUGAAUCCUUGCGUACCAUAACUCUUCGCUUGGAUCCAUUUGACUAUUGAUAGCCAUUUCCACUCCAAGGCAAGCUCCGAUCUCUCUGACAAUUUGAUCCAUCCACCGCUCUAGAGGAAUAUGCCAUAUUUGGUACCAAUGUUCCUCCCACCCAAACACUGACCACAUCUCCUCUUUAUGUAUUCUUUUAAUAUCCCCUUCUCAUCUUGAAGAGCACUCUUCAAAAACCGCAUCAGCGUGAUCUUGGCAUCCUAAGGAUAACAGCAGAACAUCAACUCGAAUCCUCUUUGCCACUACAUCUUCUUCCUCCACUACAAUGAAGAAUAUCCACUCUACCAGAUCCUUCUCUGAGAUGUGCUGACUGACUUCAACUGCAAGGCAAAAUUCAAAAGACUUCAUAGAAUCCUCGAGAACUUUGGGAUGGAUUCUCACUUCUGGUAUCUCCCCCGAUGGCCAUCUCGAAACCCACUUGUUUCCUACCUCCAGCUGCUUCUCUACUGUUUCAGGUCCUUGUCCUGACCUGUUCAGAACUGCAUCUUUAAAGGACUGUCCUCGAACCACCUCUGGAGCAUCCGAGAUGAAAUCUUCCUUCUCCUUUUGAACCUACUGACCCCUGAUUUUUCCAUUUCCCCUCCUUUGAAAACUUCCUUUCUGGUCUAUAUCUUGCCCGUUGAACUCUCAACCUCUUUCCCCCGAAGCUUUCUUUAUUCAAUUCAUAGAAUGCCUUUUCGAUUUCAACUUCUGAGCUCAUACGGACAAAUGUAAAUCCUCUUAGUUCGUUAAUAUUCCUUUCCCGGGGGAUUACUACUUACAUCACGAUUCCUGUAAUGCACAUACAAAAACCCUCUCAAAGUUUACUGGCAGCCACCCUUCCGGGUAACCCUUGACGAAAAGGGUGGGGUACUCAGAUAAAGAUGGGGUUUCUUCCUUCCGUCUCCAUUUUCAUGUUGAGACAGUUUUAUCCGCAAUACUGUUUUCCAGCUGCCCUCUUCUUCCCCCUUUUACCCCAAUUCAGGUUCCUUCUUCCUGAUUGUCGGAAGAGAAACCUGUUUUCCUUUCUCUUCCUGGAAUAACUCUGAAUUUCUACUCACCACCUAGCCCAAUCACUAAAUUCAAAUUUGACAAGCGGUGAUAGAAGUGAGGUCGGAUGGGAUAAUGUCUAAGAAAAAAAUUAAUAGACGGCAAUUGUUGAAAUCAAGUGGUCUUCGCCCUCGAGAUAUUAGGAGUGUUGAUCCAUCAUUGUGGUUGACAAACUCAAUGCCUUCUUUGCUGGUCCGUGAACAGGCUAUUUUAUUAAAUUUUGGCUCACUACGGGCAAUUGCCAUGCCAGAGCGUGUCCUCAUAUUUGAUUAUAAUCGUAAAGGAGGGAAAGCUUUUCUAGAGUUAUUGUUGCCCCGUUUAAACCCAAAAAAUGUGAAUGGAGGGUCAUGCAUGCCAUUUGAACUUGAGGUUGUUGAAGCUGCCUUGCUUUCUAGAAUCCAACGUUUGGAGCAAAGGUUAAUGGAUGUGGAACCACAAGUUUUAGCGUUACUUGAAGUUUUGCCAAAUCGGCUAACAGCUAAUGUAUUGGAGCAACUCCGCAUCAGUAAACAAACCUUGGUUGAAUUGGGUUCACGAGCAGGGGCUCUCAAACAGAUGCUUCUUGAUCUUUUAGAAGAUCCCCAUGAAAUACGGCGUAUAUGUAUCAUGGGAAGAAACUGUACUGUUAGAAAAGGAAACAAUGAGAUGGAGUGCUCUGUUCCAACUGAAAAGCAGAUUGCGGAAGAAGAGGAGGAGGAAAUUGAAAUGCUCUUGGAAAACUAUCUACAGAGAUGUGAAUCUUGUCACGGUCAAGCAGAAAGGCUUCUUGAUUCUGCAAGGGAAAUGGAAGACUCCAUUGCUGUGAACCUAAGCUCAAGGAGGCUGGAAGUAAGCAGAGUGGAAUUGCUUCUCCAGGUUGGGACAUUUUGUGUUGCAAUCGGUGCUCUGGUGGCCGGUAUAUUUGGCAUGAAUUUGAAGUCCUAUCUUGAAGAGCAUGUGUGGGCCUUUUGGCUGACGACUGCUGGGAUAAUCGUUGGUGGUGUAGCUGCAUUUUUCAUUAUGUAUUCUUAUCUCAAGUCAAGGAGAAUAUUGUAACCUUCUCGACCAUUCAAAUGUGCCUGCCCCUGAUAGUGAUAUACAUUUAUCCUGUAUUUAGAUCCGUUGCGAGUGAUUCGUGUGUAUUCCCAAAAUCCACUUAUUGCAUCCAUUCUUUACGCAUGAAAAUGUCUAUUAAUUGGAGAAAUAUCAUACAAAUAUUUCUUACUUCCUCA